AUGUCAACCGAUCAGAGCCAGACUGAAUCAAAAACCGAAUCGAAAUGGCGACCUAAAGCCAUAGUCUUUGACCUCCUAACCGCCCUAAUGGACUCUUGGAGCCUCUGGGACGCAUCAACCCCAUCCAAGACCCGGGAAGAAGGCAAGCGCUGGCGUGAACACUAUCUAAAACUCACUUUCAGCGCGGGCGAAUACGUCCCCUACCAGGACCUAAUCUGGAAAUCCGCAUCAGAACUUGGUUUGCCCCGAUCAGCACCCGAAGCCCUUCUUCGCGACUGGAGGAGACUGCGGCCGUGGCCUGAGGCGGGACUUGUGUUAUCCAAGCUCAGGGCAAAGGGAUACAUACUCGGCGUGGUGACGAACUGCUCGAGUCCGCUGGGAUUUACUGCUUACCGACGAGUUGAAAAGGAUGGCCAGGCGAAUUUUUCGUUCGACUCUGUUAUUACGGCUGAGAUGAGUGGAUACUAUAAGCCUGUUAAGAAGGCAUACGAGCAUAUUUUGGGGACGAUCUCUGUUGAUGAUCCCGGCGAUGUGUUAUUCGUUGCUGGAAGCGCGGGAGAUGUUCAGGGAGCAACUGAUGCUGGUAUGAAGGUCGUUUGGCAUAAUAGGAUCGGACUGCCUCGUGUGGGGGACGCCGUCCCAUUGAGGGAAGGAAAGACGUUGCAUGACACCUUAAAGGACUUCUUGUAAAUCGGCAUCAGGGAAGGUAUCCGGAUAGUUAUUAGCUUGUUUACUCACUACGAC
Hypoxylon trugodes is the source of this 744-nucleotide messenger RNA. Its product is annotated as HAD-like protein. NCBI's taxonomy places the organism in Eukaryota, Fungi, Ascomycota, Sordariomycetes, Xylariales, Hypoxylaceae. The transcript has a single exon. The record is from RefSeq and is a predicted model, not a curated record. Bases 1 to 690 code for a protein of 229 amino acids.